Trichoplusia ni (cabbage looper) is the source of this 2207-nucleotide messenger RNA. RefSeq names its product microtubule-associated protein RP/EB family member 1 (gene Eb1). The coding region runs from base 164 to 994 and encodes 276 amino acids. The record is from RefSeq and is a predicted model, not a curated record. NCBI's taxonomy places the organism in Eukaryota, Metazoa, Arthropoda, Insecta, Lepidoptera, Noctuidae. Gene Ontology annotation, cellular component: microtubule organizing center; cytoplasmic microtubule; spindle midzone. Gene Ontology annotation, biological process: regulation of microtubule polymerization or depolymerization; spindle assembly; protein localization to microtubule plus-end. The transcript has 6 exons. Gene Ontology annotation, molecular function: microtubule plus-end binding.
UUGGUACUUUGUCUAUGACAAUACGGAAAGAACACGGGAAGGAAGCGUUUUUGGACAAAAAUCUAACGUUUUUGAUUACUUUGCUUGUUCACACAUAAUAAAUUGAAGAUCAUAUAAGUCCAAAACCUUGUUAAUUGACGACGAAAGAAUUGGAAUAACUAAUAUGGCAGUGAACGUGUACUCUACGAAUGUGACUUCUGAGAAUUUGUCACGACAUGAUAUGCUGGCGUGGGUGAACGACUGCCUCCAGUCGAACUUCGCUAAGAUCGAGGAACUAUGCACAGGCGCGGCGUAUUGUCAGUUCAUGGACAUGUUGUUCCCUAACAGUGUGCCUAUGAAAAGAAUUAAGUUCAAAACAAAUCUAGAACAUGAAUACAUACAAAACUUCAAAAUACUACAAGCUGGAUUCAAAAAAAUGGGUGUUGAUAAGGUAAUACCAGUGGACAAGCUGAUUAAGGGGAGGUUUCAAGACAAUUUUGAGUUUUUGCAGUGGUUUAAAAAGUUUUUUGAUGCAAAUUAUGAUGGGAGGGAAUAUGAUGCGUUCGAUGCGCGUGGCGGUAUCACAAUUGGUUCAGGGGCAUGUGAAUCUGGAGUACCCUUGUGUGGUGCUAUCCAGGUGCCACCACCCAAAGCCCGCAGGCCUGUCCCCAUGCACCAUUCUGGCAUUGGCAAAGCAAACAGCACAGUGAGGUCUCCCCCAGUUAAUUUAUCUAGAAUAAAUCAGAGUGCUAAGGGAGACUCCAAAGUCAUUGAUGAACUAAAUCAUCAGAUAAAUGAAUUGAAAGCAACAGUUGACGGCCUCGAGAAGGAAAGGGACUUCUACUUUGGCAAGCUCCGGGAUAUAGAGGUGAUCUGUCAAGAAAUGGAAGAACAGCAGAAUGCUCCGAUUGUGCAGAAAAUUUUGGAUAUCUUAUACGCAACUGAGGACGGAUUCGCGCCUCCAGAGGAAAUAGACGGCGACAACCCGCACCCGCCCGAAGAAGACGAAUAUUGAAAUAUAUUGUAUCUACGCGUAUCAUAGUGCUCUUUGUAUAUUACAUAUAUCAAAUCGAAAUUAUCUCGCUUACAAUCAUCGACAGUAUCGAGUGCUUAGUAUUUCACAGCCAAUGAGUCGUAAUUGGAUCCUGUAGGUUAAUGUUCGGAAACAGUGGCCCUAAAAUGGCUUAAACUAGCUGAUGUUAAUAAUUCCUACAAAUAAGUUUCAUGUAUAAAUAUGUUACAGUUUACUAUCUGUCAAGGCUGUACAUUCUUACAACAGUUUGUGUAAAUGCUAUAUUAUAGGAUAUAAUUUCUCCGUAGAUUAUCGCAUUUAACGCUUUUCAUAUGUGUUGUCCUAUUGAAUGUGUUAUGAAGUAUUAUUGCGUGGAUUAACUUUUAUCCUAUCUAACAUUUUAUCAUAUUAUGCAUUGUGUUGUCAUGUACUUGCUCUGUAUUCAUUUUUAUACAUAUACGUGGCUGUGGCAUAUCUAAGUGCAUUCCUUAGCAUUUGGGAGCAUAGUUUCUUGGCGGAAUAACUCUAUCCGUGGAGUAAGCUGUUUCUCGUGUAAUCUUUAUAAAGCUGCAAGGUGAAGUUUGACUGAGGAAUAAGAAUACCUGUAUUCGACAUCAUUUUUGGGCCACUGGUGCCUAUAUAAAUGUGCAUUUAAUAGGUUGUUAAAUUAUUGGAAGAGAUUUACUGUUAAUUGUUUAAUUCUGUUAUAUUAAUGACCCAGUUGAAUAAAAUUAUGAAAGUUCGGUUCUUAAAUUUAUCAUUCUAAUACAAUAUUAACAAGUGAAUUGAUUAAGUGAUUACUCAUUAGAUCUGAAAGUAACUAACAAAAUUUUAAAUUAAUGAUUGUCAUUGUAUUGAAAUAGUUGAUAAUCAUGUAUUGGUUCCAGGUAGUGUGAUAUUUACAUGACCGUGAUUUAGGUUAAACAAAAUACAAGACUUAAACUUGAAACUUUGCACUAUUAUAACUAACUAUAAGAAGUAUAACUAAUACAUAUAAUUCAAAAUAUUUUUAUUUAGUAGAGUAUUGCAUUCUUAGACGCGUCGAAGAUACUAACGACUUGUUGGCGUAAAAAAAGAUGUUAUUCGCUGGUUAAGAUAAAUAGAUAAUUAAUUUAUUUACUUUAGCAUUCAUAAAUUGCCUUAACAGCAGAUAUUAAUUGCCUCUGGUUUUCAGAUUGUGAAUGUCUUAUCGAAUAAAAUAAUAACUUUAUUAAUA